Protopterus annectens (West African lungfish) is the source of this 3311-nucleotide messenger RNA. RefSeq names its product cullin 1 (gene CUL1). Lineage: Eukaryota; Metazoa; Chordata; Ceratodontiformes; Protopteridae. The record is from RefSeq and is a predicted model, not a curated record. Bases 418 to 2748 code for a protein of 776 amino acids. Gene Ontology annotation, cellular component: SCF ubiquitin ligase complex. Gene Ontology annotation, biological process: SCF-dependent proteasomal ubiquitin-dependent protein catabolic process; protein ubiquitination. Gene Ontology annotation, molecular function: ubiquitin protein ligase binding. The transcript has 22 exons.
GUAGGAAAAACUCUUGUGUUUUGACCCAUAUAGAAGGGAAAGGCAGGCGGACGAAAAUAAUGCGCUGGACCUAUCGGUUGUUGGGGAAGGAAGCGACUUCUUAGACACUGAGUCACUGCUGAAGCGUCCGGAGCCAGGCCUUUCUUCCCUUGACCGCCCUGGCUGUCUUGGAGACUCAACUGAGCAUGUAGACUGGGGAUCGACUUUAUAGUUGAGAUGGAAAAGGAGGUUUAGCACUUGUAGAAUAGGCGAUCGGUUGGGGUGUGAAUAGUGCUGCCAUUUGAUGAUGUGAGGUUUCUUAACUGGCGCAACAAAGACUGGCUGAUUGGAAUACUUCCCGAUUGUAUUCAUAUGAUGGAUGAGUAGAUUAACUACAAUACAAGUGCUGCGUUGAGGCAUCUCAAAGGGAAGAAAGCAAUGUCAUCAGUCAGAGUCCAGAAUCCGCAUGGUCUAAAACAAAUUGGUUUGGACCAGAUCUGGGAUGAUCUCCGAGCUGGAAUUCAGCUGGUUUAUACUAGACAGAGCAUGGCAAGGUCUAGAUACAUGGAACUCUAUACACAUGUUUAUAACUACUGUACCAGUGUUCACCAGUCUAAUCAAGCACGAGGUGCUGGAGUGCCUCCAUCAAAGUCCAAAAAAAGUCAGACCCCAGGAGGAGCUCAGUUUGUGGGCUUGGAACUGUAUAAACGGCUUAAAGAUUUUCUGAAGAAUUACCUAACCAGUCUACUUAAGGAUGGAGAAGACUUGAUGGAUGAGAGUGUACUGAAAUUCUACACACAGCAGUGGGAAGAUUACAGGUUUUCAAGCAAAGUGUUGAAUGGAAUUUGUGCCUACCUCAACAGACACUGGGUUCGUCGUGAAUGUGAUGAGGGUCGCAAAGGAAUCUAUGAAAUUUAUUCACUUGCCCUGGUGACGUGGCGAGAGUGCUUGUUUAAGCCAUUAAACAAACAGGUAACAAAUGCUGUGCUGAAACUAAUUGAAAAGGAAAGAAAUGGUGAAACCAUCAAUACCAGGCUCAUCAGUGGAGUGGUGCAGUCUUACGUUGAACUAGGACUUAAUGAAGAUGAUGCUUUCGCAAAGGGCCCCACGUUAACAGUGUAUAAAGAAUCAUUUGAAUCCCAGUUUUUAGCAGACACUGAGAGGUUUUACACAAGAGAAAGCACAGAGUUCCUCCAACAAAAUCCAGUUACUGAAUACAUGAAAAAGGCAGAAGCUCGGUUACUGGAAGAGCAGAGACGUGUACAGGUUUAUCUUCAUGAAAGCACACAAGAUGAACUUGCCCGAAAGUGUGAACAGGUCCUUAUUGAAAAACACCUAGAAAUUUUCCACACUGAGUUCCAGAAUUUACUGGAUGCUGAUAAAAAUGAAGACUUGGGAAGAAUGUACAAUCUUGUUUCACGCAUUCAGGAUGGCCUUGGAGAGCUGAAAAAACUUCUAGAAACUCAUAUUCAUAAUCAAGGUUUAGCUGCUAUUGAAAAGUGUGGAGAAGCUGCUUUAAAUGAUCCUAAAAUGUAUGUACAGACUAUUUUAGAUGUUCAUAAAAAGUAUAAUGCACUAGUAAUGUCUGCAUUCAACAAUGAUGCCGGUUUUGUAGCUGCAUUGGAUAAGGCCUGUGGUCGUUUCAUAAAUAAUAAUGCAGUGACAAGAAUGGCUCAAUCGUCCAGCAAAUCUCCUGAAUUGUUGGCGCGAUAUUGUGACUCUCUACUGAAAAAGAGUUCAAAGAAUCCAGAAGAAGCAGAGCUAGAAGACACACUUAAUCAAGUGAUGGUGGUAUUUAAGUAUAUUGAAGAUAAAGAUGUCUUUCAAAAGUUUUAUGCUAAGAUGUUAGCAAAGAGAUUAGUUCACCAAAACAGUGCCAGUGAUGAUGCAGAAGCAAGCAUGAUCUCAAAGCUUAAACAAGCUUGUGGGUUUGAGUACACUUCCAAACUUCAGAGGAUGUUCCAGGAUAUUGGUGUCAGCAAGGACUUGAAUGAACAGUUCAAAAAACAUUUGAGUAACUCAGAGCCAUUAGACUUGGAUUUUAGCAUUCAAGUUCUCAGUUCUGGAUCCUGGCCAUUUCAGCAGUCAUGCACAUUUGCACUCCCGUCUGAGCUUGAACGGAGUUAUCAACGAUUUACAGCCUUUUAUGCAAGUCGCCAUAGUGGGAGGAAAUUGACCUGGUUGUAUCAGUUAUCCAAAGGAGAGCUGGUUACUAACUGUUUUAAGAACAGAUACACUUUACAGGCAUCUACAUUCCAGAUGGCCAUUUUGUUACAGUACAACACAGAAGAUGCCUACACUGUACAGCAGUUAACAGAUAGUACACAGAUAAAAAUGGACAUCUUGGUGCAAGUUUUACAAAUCCUAUUAAAAUCCAAAUUAUUGGUCUUAGAGGAUGAAAAUGCAAAUAUCGAUGAAGUGGAGUUGAAGCCUGACACGUUAAUAAAACUUUAUCUUGGUUACAAAAACAAAAAGUUGAGGGUCAACAUCAAUGUGCCAAUGAAGACUGAACAGAAGCAGGAGCAGGAAACUACACAUAAGAAUAUAGAAGAAGAUAGAAAACUAUUGAUUCAGGCUGCCAUUGUGAGAAUAAUGAAGAUGAGGAAAGUUCUAAAGCACCAGCAGUUACUCGCUGAAGUACUUAAUCAGCUUUCAUCUAGAUUCAAGCCUAGAGUGCCAGUUAUAAAGAAAUGCAUUGACAUAUUGAUAGAGAAGGAAUACCUAGAGCGCGUGGACGGAGAAAAAGAUACUUACAGCUACUUGGCUUAAUAACUGACACUUCAAAGUGAUGAACUGAAUCCCUAAGCCACUCAGACAGAAAGGAUUAAUUACGAGAAGAUAUGAUUUGCCACUGAGACAGAAAGGUUUAACUGUAAGAAGAUACAAAUUUAUUGAAUGCCAUACCAGUCGGUCUGUUGCCUUCAGGACUUCUAAGUAUGAGUUCGGGUCUCCAUCAGAUGUUUUUUUUUUAAUUCACGUUAGAAUUGCUGCUCAGGAUUGACGAAUUUUGCCAUGUAUAUAUAUAGACAGAGUCUUAUUCUAAUCUAAAAAGAGAAAUCUAUGAAUGAAAUCAAGCCCUGGGGGUUGCAUGCUACUGCCUAUCUGCGUUUUAAAACAGCACACUGCCUAAAUGGUAGAACUGUUGCCUCCACAAGUAUCAGAAUAAAACAACAAAGAAAAUUAAUUUAUGGAUGCAAUGCUGGCAGCACUUUCAGAAAGCAUAUAAUGAAAUGAAUUGACAGAGAAAAUGUGUACUCUAUGUCAGGAAGACCAUUUGUAUAGUGUGGUGCAUUUUUUUAAAUGUGUGAAAAAAUAAAAGAAAUUAAAAAAGA